AUGAAAAUGUCCUUGAUUUCUAAUAGAAAAAGACCAAGAGGCUUUAGUGAGUCAUUUGAUGGGAGUACUGGUGUGCAAUCGAAGAGCUCUAAUACUACCACUUCUACCAUUCCCUUGCAGUUCGACAAUUCAGGUUUUAAUUCAUCCUCUUCAGCUAAUUCUAGCUGCAAAUGCUCUUCACCUAUCCAAAAGUUGAAUAUGGAUUUGAGCAAUAAUUCAGAUAGUACAUUAAAUACUAGUACUAAUUCCUUUAAGAUUAAUACUUCGAAAAAGACCACAAAUUUUACGAAUCUUGACGAUAUAUAUCUUAUUGAUGAUGACGAAGAAUAUGAGAAUCCAAAUCUUUUGGAGGUUGAUGAAGAUGGCAAUGAGGAUGAAACUGUUAACGAAGACCAGUAUAAUGAUAUGGGACCUAAAAAUACGUUAGACAAUCUAGGUGAAGAUAGCGAUGACGUGAUCAUAGUGGAGGAACGACAAGUAAAUCCAAGGAUACGAGCCUCUAGUUCAAAGUCGAGAAGAAAUAACUCCGACUCUUUGUUGUUUGACCAUGAGGCAUUUGCCGCUUACAGUAUGUUUAAUGUUAAUAAUGAUUCCAACUGGCAAUCUUUUGGCGAUGAAGUGCCCGAGCAGUCCAAUAUUCGCUCAAUAGGAAAGAUUAAGAAACAGCGAACUAACUCAUUACCACAAUUACCUCAAGCAAAAUGUUUUUAUAAUAAAAUUCCAAACAACUACAUUUUACUGCAUCAAAAACUAGGGAAUGUUAAAACAAGUAUCAUACCUCACCAGUUAAAUCUACCACCUUGUGAUGACAAAGAAGGACACUAUAUAAUAAAGAUGAACGAUAUCUUUGCCAAUAGGUUUAUUAUUGUUAGACUUUUAGGUCAAGGAACGUUCGGAAAAGUUGUUGAAUGCUAUGACAAAGUCAAUCGUGAACACGUUGCUAUCAAGAUAAUUCGAAAUAUUCCUAAAUACAGGGAUGCAGCUAAGAUUGAAUUGAGAAUUUUAUCAACGUUGAAAAAUUUUGAUAACGAAAAUUUGAAUCACUGUAUUCACUUGAGGGAAUGUUUUGAUUAUCGUGGUCAUAUAUGUAUUGUGACAGAUUUAUUAAUGAUAUCUUUAUAUGAUUUCUUGGAAAAAAACAAGUUCAUUCCCUUUCCUGGAUCACAUAUACAAGCGAUUUCGAAACAGCUUAUACGAUCCGUGACUUUCUUUCACGAUUUGAACUUGAUUCAUACUGAUUUAAAGCCAGAGAACAUAUUAUUACAUGAUGAUUCUUUUUUUAAAAAGGCAUUACGCAGUUCCACUAUAACGAGUUCUUAUGCCCAUUUGUCAACUGAUUCAAAUAAGAAAAUGCCAAAGUUUUCUAGAAUUUUGAAAGAUCCGUUGAUUCAGAUAAUUGACUUUGGCAGUGCGAUAUUUAAUGAUGAGUAUCACUCCUCGAUUGUUUCUACAAGACACUAUAGAGCACCCGAAAUUGUUCUAGGAACAGGGUGGUCCUUUCCUUGCGAUAUAUGGUCAGUUGGAUGCAUACUUGUUGAAUUAGUUAUAGGUGAGCCUCUUUUUAAGACUCAUGAUAACUUGGAACACUUAGCAAUGAUUGAAAAAGUAUGUGGCAGUAAAAUAGAUAAGUCUAUCGUGAGAUUAUCGCGACAAAGGAAUAAUGAAUGUGGUCUCAAGUAUUUUAGAGGCGAAUUUCCAAGGGCAGAUGAAUUGCCUGAGUUUGAUGAAGAUGACGAUGUUAUAAUUGACGAUGAAACAACAGAAGAAAAUAACUUAACGUUAAUAUUUCCAAGUUCGACGACACCCACUAAAUUCAUAAAGAGUGUGGACCAACUAUCUAGAAUUGAUAUUUUUGUAAGUUCAAGAAUAGGUUUGGAUAUUAAUUUUGACUAUUCGUUAUCAACGAACUUCCAGAAGAAUCAGCAUUUGAUCAACUUUGGAAAUUUCACCUUUUGGUGGUUUUUUAUUGAUUUAUUAAAAAAAUUAUUCGUGAUUGAUCCUCAGGAUCGUUUGACGGCUUAUGAGGCUUUAGAGCAUCCAUGGUUUAACUUAGGUAUUGAAGACGAAGGUACUUUGUAA
Priceomyces carsonii is the source of this 2079-nucleotide messenger RNA. It is a transcript of the gene KNS1, whose product is annotated as serine/threonine protein kinase. The coding region runs from base 1 to 2079 and encodes 692 amino acids. Gene Ontology annotation, biological process: regulation of RNA splicing; protein phosphorylation. The record is from RefSeq and is a predicted model, not a curated record. The transcript has a single exon. Gene Ontology annotation, molecular function: ATP binding; protein serine/threonine kinase activity. NCBI's taxonomy places the organism in Eukaryota, Fungi, Ascomycota, Pichiomycetes, Serinales, Debaryomycetaceae. Gene Ontology annotation, cellular component: nucleus.